AUGGACUUUCCACCUGGAGGAAGCAGAAGCAGCCCCCGACGUCUGCGGUGCCGGCCUCCCCCCGCCCAGCGGCCUCCAGCCCGAAGAACCGGCCAUUGCUGCCAUUGCUGCGUGAGCGCUUUGUCGCCUGGAGAGCGGGUGGCCGGGGCUGAGGGUAGCAGUCCAGGAGCGAACGGGAGACGGAACCUGGGGGGGUGGGGGGGAGACUCCUCCAGCUUGGGCUUGGAGCCAGGGGCUGACCCCCCCUCCCCCCCAUCUGGACCUCCCGGUUCUGAGCUGAGGGAUGCUCUGCCGGACGGGUCAGGGAGUCCGGCCACCAACCGGCCAGGACCAGGAGGGACUUCUCAGAGCCCCAGAACAUUGCUGCAGAAGCAGCGAGCAGAAGGCCGCGAGCCCCAGCCCCAAGGCCCUCGGGAUGUCUGGGAUGUCCCCUCUCCAGGGGCCUGGGAGCCAGAGGCUGCUCGUGGUGAGGGUGCGGAAGCCCAGCCUCGGGGCCCAGACUCGGGACGUCUAGGGAAGUUAGAGGCCCCUCCCCCAGCCGUCGCCUUACGGAACUCCCUGGGCAGUGGCAGCCAUGAGCACGUUCCCACCUUGUCGGACAGUGCCACAGGGCCCCCAUCACGGCAGCCCGGACCCUUGGCUUAUGGAGCCUGGGAGGCGGCACCUCUGGCCGCCAGGGGGCAGCAGUGUAGCCUAAAUCCUAAACAAAGAGAUUUCAGGUUUGCUGAAAGUGAGACCGACUCCGAGGAUAAGGGGAAGAAAUCCUCCGCCCCGACCAGGCGUGGAAUUGAGCAGCAGCAACGGUCUCUGCUCAUUCUCCAAAUACACUUCCCUGGUUUGUCUCAAACUGGCGCCAGGGGCUCCUAUUCUCUAUCUGUCACCGGCCCGAGGCCACUGAGGUCCCGGAGCUCUGGCUGGCCAGGCGCUAGGAAGCCCCGGACCACCCCCGGAAAUCUUUCUCAGUGCCUGGGGCCUCAGCUGGUCCUUGGCCUGUCUCCUCUGGGGGACGUGUCCAUGCCUGUGGUGGGGGGCUGGCCUCGGAGCCCCCAGGCUCUUGGCAGUCCCUUCCAUGAACAGGAAGCAGCUCCUGCACAGAUCUUCCUGGGAGCCGGCUGCGCCUUUCUCUUGUCCAGUUUUCUCCUGGGCUGCGGAUUCUGCUGGCGCCGGAGACCAUGGCGGGCCCCGCCGACCCCUCCCGCCGUGGAGACCGCAGCCCCCACGGUCCCGCUGGCCGCAUGUGUCCGGUCUCGAUACCAGUCCCUCCAGCCCCGGGCGCCUCCUUCCCGGGCCCCCGGGGCCCCGCUGCCCCCCGCUCCCCGGCACCCUCCUGAUUCCUCGUCCACAUCCAAGAAGCGGCCGAGCAGGGCCCGAGGCAGGGCCAGCUCCCCGGCGGGGCUCGCGACCCCCGCGGCCCCCCGCGGUCCCCUCCGGCCUCGCCUCAGCUUCUCCCUGGGCUACUCGCCGCUGCGGGAGGAGCUGACUCUGACGGCCCUCGGCGCGUGGGAGCUGCCCCGGGGCUCCCCGCCCGGCCGGGGGACCUACGUCAGGCUGCGCCUGGUCCCGAGCAGGGCCCGGCGCCAGCAGACAGCCCCGCAGCCCCCCGGCCCGUCCGCCGCGUUCCCCGAGAGCUUCUGCUUCCGCGGCUGCUCCCCGCGGGCGCUGAGGGCCCAGAGCCUGCGCAUGGCCGUGUACAGCCGGGACUUCCCCGGGCUCGGAAGCAGCCUUGUGGGCGAGGUGGUCUUUCCCUGUGCCCGGGUGGUCUCAGAUUCUGUCUCCGGCUGCCUGGUGGGCUACACCCGGGAGCUGUCCGCCAGCGAGAGCAAGCUGCCCAAGAGCCUGAGCUGCCAGAAGCUGCCGGCCCCAGGCCCUCAGGCUCCCAGGAUGGGCUCCCCAGGCCGGCUCUUCCUCCUUCUUCAGUUUCAAGCUGCUGCCAGCCGGAUCAAGGUGCUGGUCCGCAGGGCAGAAAACUUGCACAGCUUGGGCCGGCUACCGGGACACCGGGAGCAUUCUGUGGUGAUUGGCCUGUACCAGGCUGGCCAGCUGCUGGACUCCCGGGAAACUCGGAGGGUAGUGGGAUGCAGCCCAGUGUGGAAUGCCCCCUUCCUCUUCAGCCUCCCUCCCAAAGACCUUCGGGAGCAGAAUCUCUUCCUGCAGUUUACUGUCAGGCAGAGUCACCUGCUAACCCGAACUGUCACCCUGGGCUGGGUCCGAAUCGGUCCGGAAGCCUCAGCAGCUGGCCGGGCACACUGGCAGGACAUGUACCAGCAUAGCCUCCGGGAAUCUUCUCAGUGGCACCCCCUCUGCCCAGGCAAGCCAGAGGCCCCCCCCCCCCCAGGGGCAGCAGCUUCUGGAACUGGAACAAGAAACAGCUGAUGCUGAAGAAGGCCUUCGGGUAGAAG
Molecule: messenger RNA, 2399 nt
Organism: Sarcophilus harrisii (Tasmanian devil)
Lineage: Eukaryota; Metazoa; Chordata; Mammalia; Dasyuromorphia; Dasyuridae
Biological process (GO): cellular response to calcium ion; regulation of calcium ion-dependent exocytosis; regulation of dopamine secretion
Cellular component (GO): axon; synapse
Molecular function (GO): calcium-dependent phospholipid binding; SNARE binding; calcium ion binding
Source: RefSeq, a predicted model, not a curated record